This is a messenger RNA of Pezoporus flaviventris, 3824 nucleotides long. It is a transcript of the gene MTM1, whose product is annotated as myotubularin 1. The record is from RefSeq and is a predicted model, not a curated record. The transcript has 16 exons. Gene Ontology annotation, biological process: muscle cell cellular homeostasis; negative regulation of autophagosome assembly; mitochondrion distribution. Bases 260 to 2071 code for a protein of 603 amino acids. Gene Ontology annotation, cellular component: plasma membrane. Gene Ontology annotation, molecular function: phosphatidylinositol-3,5-bisphosphate 3-phosphatase activity. NCBI's taxonomy places the organism in Eukaryota, Metazoa, Chordata, Aves, Psittaciformes, Psittacidae.
CCGCACUCGGGCCCGCGGCGGCGUCGCGGUGAGCGGUUGUGGGGCCCAGUUCAACGGCGGAGCUGACCCGCUCUCGGCCCCGCUCCCCGGACAGGGGCCAGGUACAGCACAAAAGUCAAAUGCUGUUUGAAAGUUGAAGAAAUGAGCACACUGUUAUCCUCUCAUCUCACGCUGAACUGGGUGUCUCUGUAUUUUCUACAACUGAAAUGACUUAUUAAACCUGGAGGCUUCUGCGCAAGCAAAACCAGAAAUACCCAGUAUGGCCUCAUCAUCAACACCUAAAUAUAAUUCAAACUCCUUGGAGAGUUCCUCAAGUAAAAGGAAUCUAAAAGAUGGAACUAACUGGGAACAAAAUGAAGAAAUACCUCGUCUGCCAGGAGAGACUAGAGUUACAGACAAGGAAGUUAUUUAUAUGUGUCCAUUUAAUGGCCCUGUUAAAGGAAGAGUGUACAUCACAAAUUACAGGCUGUACCUAAGAAGUGUGGAAAAUGAUCCAGUUGUAGUGUUGAAUGUUCCAUUGGGCGUAAUUUCAAGGAUUGAAAAAAUGGGAGGGGCUUCCAGCAGAGGAGAGAACUCUUAUGGAUUAGAUAUAACCUGUAAAGACAUGAGAAAUUUACGGUUUGCAUUAAAACAAGAAGGGCACAGUAGAAGAGAUAUAUUCGAAGUCCUCACAAAAUAUGCUUUUCCCCAGUCACAUAACUUGCUUUUUUUUGCAUUUGUGAAUGAAGAAAAGUUUUCUGAAAAUGGAUGGAUGGUGUACAGGCCGAUGUCUGAAUACAGGAGACAGGGACUGCCUAAUGAUCGGUGGCGAGUAAGUUUUAUUAAUGAACAUUAUGGGCUGUGUGACACAUAUCCAUCACUCUUGGUAGUGCCAUAUAAUGCAACAGAUGAUGAUCUCAAGAAAGUUGCUGCCUUUAGGUCUCGAAAUAGAAUCCCGGUUCUGUCAUGGAUUCAUCCAGAGACUCAAGCUGUUAUUAUGCGCUGCAGUCAACCCCUUGUUGGAAUGAGUGGCAAGCGGAAUAAAGAUGAUGAAAGAUACCUUGAUAUCAUCAGGGAGGCCAAUGGGCAAAUCUCAAAACUGACCAUCUAUGAUGCUAGGCCCAAUGUGAAUGCUGUUGCAAACAAGGCAACUGGGGGAGGAUAUGAAAGUGAAGAUGCAUAUCCCAAUGCAGAACUUUUCUUCUUGGACAUUCAUAAUAUUCAUGUCAUGCGGGAAUCUUUGAAGAAGUUGAAGGACAUUGUUUAUCCUAACGUGGAAGAAUCACACUGGUUGUCAAGUCUGGAAUCAACCCAUUGGUUAGAACAUAUAAAGCUUGUCUUGACAGGAGCUAUUCAAGUGGCAGACAAGGUAUCCUCAGGAAGGAGCUCUGUAUUGGUUCACUGCAGCGAUGGCUGGGACCGGACAGCCCAGCUAACAUCACUGGCCAUGCUGAUGCUCGACAGCUACUACAGAACGAUUGAAGGCUUUGAAGUCCUGGUGCAGAAAGAGUGGAUAAGCUUUGGACACAAAUUUGCAUCGAGAAUAGGCCAUGGUGACAAAAAUCAUGCUGAUGCAGACAGAUCGCCCAUCUUUCUCCAGUUCAUUGAUUGUGUGUGGCAGGUGUCCAAACAGUUUCCUACAGCCUUUGAAUUCAAUGAGCAGUUCUUGAUUACAAUCCUGGAUCACUUGUACAGCUGCCGGUUUGGUACUUUCUUGUAUAACAGUGAGUCUUCUAGAGAAAAAGAGAAAGUGGCUGAGAAAACCUUGUCAUUAUGGUCUUUGAUAAACAGUGAAAAAUCUAAGUACACCAAUCCUUUCUAUACUAAAGAGCUAAAUCGAGCACUCUAUCCGGUAGCCAGUAUGCGUCACUUAGAGCUCUGGGUCAGUUACUACAUCAGGUGGAACCCAAGAAUUCGGCAACAACAGCCAAAUCCAAUGGAGCAGCGAUACAUGGAGCUUCUUGCAUUGCGUGAUGAUUAUAUAAGGAGACUUGAAGAACUACAGAUCACAAAUAAUUCCAAGAUAUCCAAUUCAUCAGCCUCGUCGUCAUCUCCCACACAAAUGGUGUCUCAAGUACAAACACAUUUUUGAAGGAAAUGUUGGCUUCUUCCUGUGCUGUCCUAGCAAGCGGUGCUUAAUGUAGAUUUAUAGCAUAAAGAGGAAGAUUUUAAUGCCUUACAUUAGACUCUCUUAAUGAAGUAUUUUAGGCUGUCUUCACUUGAGGACAACUUCAAAGCAAACAAAACCAACUUCAGUUAUGUGCCUUUCAGAACCAGUGGACUGGGAACAUUAUUAAUCAGCUUCUAGUUAUGGAAGGCUUCAAGAAUUAUUUUGGAACAUCUGGUGCAAUUGAAAUGAAUUUGGUUUCAUUAAGAAUGCUUUAAUUUAUUACACUGUAGGUCAUCUAAGGAAAUCCAUGCUCAGUGUUGCAUCUCAUGAGUAAACCACUAAUGGCAAUAGGAAUAUCCACAUUAGGUAGAAUUAGGUAUUGUGUAUUCCUUUUAGGAAUACCUUUGUGGAGUUCAUGAGAGAAAAAAAAAUUCUAUUGUAAGAUUUCAGAGAGAAGUGUUGAAAUUUUCUGGUUACCUGAGAAUUGCAGAUUUUCCUUUUUUGAAAUAAAAAUAUGGAAGGGGUUUCACUGAAAUGCUUCUAAUGAAGAAGUUCAAAUAGUUCAGUAGAUAGUAAAAUAAAAAAAUCUAUUUUUUAUAAAAAAUAACCAAUUUUCAAAUGACAGUUGUACUGGAUUCUGUGAAGCCCUGUUUUGGCUAACUGUUCAGCACUAAAUUAUCACUGUUGGCAAUACUGGUUCUUUGGAGUAAUACAGAGUAAAAUGGUUCUAAAGAAGGUUUAUAUCAUUAAAAACAGACCCCCAGAGACCUUGUUUAAAUAUCGAGCAAUAGCCAUAGUAUAAAUGCUUGUGUUUGUCUUCUAAAAGUAAAUGUGCCUGUUUAAAGGAGCUUUUAUACCAAAGUAGUCAAAAAUUUUCAGUUACAAAUACUGUUGAAAACUUGUGCAGUUAUAGCUUACUGUUUAAUUUAACUUUUGUUCAACAGACAUAUUAAGUAUUUAAGGGACUUCAGUAUACGAGAGUUGCAUGUAUACACUGAACCUUCCAGUAAAUUCUAAUUUCAAGCCUUCAUUUCAGAGGCUUCUUGUAAACCUUAAAUUUGUUCCUUUCAGGUAUUUUUUUAAGUAGUUUCAAAAGUAGCACAAACCUUGCUGCUUGAUAUUUAAUUAAUAUUUUGCAUAUUCUCAGAAGUUUAAUAAUAUUCAGGCAGUCCAGGAAAUACUGCAAUUCCCAAUUUGUAAGGGACUUUCUUAUUGUUCUUUUAAAGGAGAUAUUUUGAUUCUUGAGGGUUUUGUCAUUGUAAAUUAUUGUACAUGUGGCGAGUUUUGAUCUGCAAGAUAUAAUAGGAUUAUAUAUAAAUUAAGUUCUGUGUAAUUAUAUAUUAUAUAGUUUAUUAGAAAUUCUGAAAGUUUAUAAAGUGUAAAUAUUUUGCAUAUGAAAACUAAAUUUAAAGCUAGUUGCAUAAAAUAAGUUGAAGUUUAGAGGACAUCUGAAUAUUUUUAGAAUGGUAUUUUUUCAAAGGAAUAGAAGUAUACCGCCUCGUGAUUAAAUUCAGUAGAUACACUGAGUUGCACUAUUGUUUUCAGGGAAGCUCAGAGCAUACACCAUGCAAGUUCUAAAUAUGCACGAUUUAUGACUUAAUUUUAUCCUCUAAAUUUCAUUCUCCCAUUAAUGUUCUUCACUGUGUGCUUCCAAAAUAACAAUGUUGUCCCAAAAUCUUGACUUGAUAAGGUAAAUGAGAUGCGUUAUAUCUGAUAAAUGAAGAAGGAUCCUUAA